GUGAAGCUUGCGUGUCGUUUUGCCGGAAGCUUCCAAACAUUCCCAGCGCAGCAGAGAUGGCAGAUGUUCACGUACGAAUAUGCGAGCAAGAAAUUAUUAAGUAUGAUUUGGAGAUAAAAGCCCUGAUUCAGGACAUCAGUGAAUGCACAGGGCCACAGAGUGAGCUGACAGAGCUGAACUGCAACAUGAAGGACAGGUUCAGUCGUCUCCGGCAGCGGAUCCAGGUGAGCUACAAAAGCAUGGCUUUAGGGAAAAUGGGAUUCUCUUCUCAGGUUAUGGACCCAUUUUUACAGAACUUCUCUCAACAGGAUCUGGAGCAAAUGGGGAGGGAACAGGAUAAAGAAUCUGACAAGCUGGCCUUACUCAAAGAGGUGGAGGCCCAUCGUAAACAGAUGCUUAGUAACCAAACGGCAUGGAGGAAGGCCAAUCUGGCCAGUAACCUGGCCAUUGAUAAGCUGGAGAAAGAAGAAUUGUUGAACGAUGGGGACACUACAGCGAGACAAAGAAAGCUGACCAAAGAGAGCCUGGCUCAGACAUCCAGUGAUAUCACAGAGAGCCUGAUGAGCAUCAGCAGGAUGAUGUCCCAACAGGUGAAGCAGAGUGAGGAGACCAUAAGCACUCUGGCCACGUCUUCAAGAACGGUGCUGGAAACCAAUGAAGAGUUUAAGACCAUGACUGGGACCAUACAGCUGGGCAGAAAACUCAUCACCAAAUACAACCGACGAGAACUUACAGACAAGCUGCUCAUCUUCCUAGCACUGGCACUCUUUCUGGCCACUGUCCUGUAUAUUCUGAAGAAAAGACUUUUCCCUUUCCUCUGACCAGACUGACAUAAACGCUGAUCAGGAACAUUAGCUGUGACCUGAUGGCGAUCUGUGAAUUGCUGGAUCAGCUUCAACACUAUGUUAUGACUUUCUAGGCGCAGAUUAUAGAAAAACUGUACUGAAUUUCUUUGGCAGUGGAUAGUUGCCAUUAAAAAAUGAAGUCUUUGUCUAGGCCUAGUCUUAAUCUGUAGCUGUGGAAAGCACUGGUGCAGUUUUUAAUGAUGGAAAUGCACUUUAAACCAAAGUGCAAGUAGCUGACUGCAGACUUUGAAUAAUUUGUAACAUAAUCUGCCAAGAAAUUGACUCAUUACAUUUAUUUUACGUUCCGGUCCUAAAAUCUGAUUGGCUGAGCCACGUUCAGAGCUGUUGUAAAAUCCACAAUAUCUGCACACCUAUGACCACCUAAUUGUGUAUUACUGUGCCACGGCACAAAAAAUACUCUCAUACUGGGUGUGUUGAUAAAAAGCUGUUUGUUUAAACCGAGGGGCUGGUCAGCGAACUAACAGACUAAAAGACAGUAUGAAAGUCUAAAGAAUGUCACUUGAAUAGGUUACAUACUUCAAAUGUUUGUGUUUCAAUCAGAAGUAGCGUCAAAGCCAGGCUGAAUCCCAAAUGGCUCCAUACUCCCUAAAUAGUGUGCUAUGGAAGUGUGGGAAUUCUAACCUCUACAGCCAUAUAGUGCAUCAUUUAUCGAGUAUGGAUGUGACUGAAUCCCAUAUGGCUAUUUAUUCGCUGUUGGGGUGCAGGACCCAGUGUUUAAAUUUCUACAUAGUGCACAAUGUAGGACGCAGGGAGCCAUUUGGGAUUCAGCCCCAGCGUGAGAAGAAGGGAGCUGCUGGAUUGGUGCUAAUUAAGACUGGUGGUGAUUAUUUGGUGACCAAAAAGUUCUUACAGAGUGAAAGUUUUUGCUUUGAACAGUGCUGUAUUAUCAUAUGCGUGUUGUUAUAUGACAAAAAGUUGAUUGCAUGAAAUGACAACGUACAGCAAUGGGCGACCGAAUGUUCAGCAGUCCAUCGUUGUUUAACAGAUACCAUAUGUUAAAGGAACUACUUUUCUUGGCAGAAUGCUUGUUUAUGUCGAUUAUUAAUAAUAACUCAAAUUAUUUACUCAUAAAUUGUGUAGAUUAUGAAAUCUCAGUAAAGCACAGCCUCUCGUGGCUUGGUGCUUUAUUAUUCCAUUCUAAACAGGCUACAACUGAUGUUUAAUCAUCGCCUGUCAUUCUACCAUUCGUUUUGUUAAAGAGGUCUGAAAGUCUUCAAGGUGUAUAUUGUCCCUACGCGUAAAAACACUAUAAAAUAAAUAUUGCAGUCCUGUG
Pygocentrus nattereri (red-bellied piranha) is the source of this 2139-nucleotide messenger RNA. It is a transcript of the gene bnip1a, whose product is annotated as BCL2 interacting protein 1a. Gene Ontology annotation, cellular component: SNARE complex; endoplasmic reticulum. NCBI's taxonomy places the organism in Eukaryota, Metazoa, Chordata, Actinopteri, Characiformes, Serrasalmidae. Gene Ontology annotation, biological process: retrograde vesicle-mediated transport, Golgi to endoplasmic reticulum. The transcript has 5 exons. The record is from RefSeq and is a predicted model, not a curated record. Bases 57 to 821 code for a protein of 254 amino acids. Gene Ontology annotation, molecular function: SNAP receptor activity.